Gigantopelta aegis is the source of this 2334-nucleotide messenger RNA. RefSeq lists its product as uncharacterized. The coding region runs from base 145 to 600 and encodes 151 amino acids. The transcript is spliced from 2 exons. Lineage: Eukaryota; Metazoa; Mollusca; Gastropoda; Neomphalida; Peltospiridae. The record is from RefSeq and is a predicted model, not a curated record.
UCCCCGGAAGUGACUGAAUCACGAAUAGUGAAAUAUUAUUUUUCUUGAAGAGACGUGACCUCGAUAGCGAUUUGAUCCUUCUGUUUACACCAGUUAGUGGAGUGUUAAUGUCGCCCAUCUAAGUGACGUACUUUAGAGGUCAACAUGAUAUCCUUAGCGGCUGCGGGUUUGGCUUGCUAUAAACAUGGACGUGUCACUGCUAGACUUGUCAGAAUGCGUUUUAGAACUUUAAGAAUGGGAGUUAGACAGUUGCAGACCUCAGCAGUUGCAUUGACAAAAGCAGACAUAGAUGAGGAAACGGUGCCAUUUAAAAACACCAAAGCUGCUUCGUGGAAAAGCACCAACUCUGUGAUCCCUGCCCGAGAAGUGCCAGUAUACCAGCCUGUCAUCAUAGGUAUUAGUGUCAUGGUGUUCCUUGUGUACUUCUUAAUCCUCAGGGAAGAGAGUGACAUUGACUCUGAAUUUCGAGGAUCUUUGUUUGACCGUGUUCCAGGAUUAGAGGAAACUCAGUUGAAACUUUCCAUUGAGUACAAUACUAAAUUAGGUAAAGAUGUAACAGAGUUGGAAAUGAGACUGGCCGAGAUUGUGGGCUCCAAGUGAAAGAGAUCCACAAUAAAGUUGGAGUUGAAUCUUUUUGUAUAUAUGUAUGUUAAUGUGUGUACUGCAGAGAGCAAAAAUUAGAAUCUGUAUGUUCCACAAUUAGGGUAAAGUGAUCUCGACAACUUUGAUUUGUAUUCUUUAAUUAUUCAUUCUGUAUUGGAUGUCAAACAUUUGGCAACCCUGUCCUUGUUGAAUGCCUCCACUCUGUAGCCAUGUACAACGCCAUGGCACGUUUACAACUACAGCCAUUUGGUGUCUAGGAUAUAGUAAUUUUAAUUACUUGUAUUUAAAACAAUUUAUUACCCAAACUGGUCACAAAUAAUUUGGGAAUAUUUCUCACCGAGAAGUAUCAUGCAUCGCCCAGUGGUAAAGUGCUCACCCAUGCCUCUAGGAUCGAGCCCCAUGUGGGAACCCAUUGUUCCAGCAUAUGCACAACUGGUUUAUCAAACAUUGUGUUAUAAGAUACAUGUAUUCUGCCUGUGGCCCUUGCUACUAAUGGAAAAAUGUAGUGCUUUCUCUAAGACAUAGCAAAUUACCCGUUUUACAUCCAAUAACCGAUGAUAAAUGAAUCAAUGUGCUGUAAUGGUGUCAUUAAACAAAAACUUUUUGAUGUAAUGUAUAUUGUUGGUCAAUGUAGCAGUCCAGUUCAUCACAACUGGUCAAAGACUGUGGUAUGUGUUUUCCUGUCUGUUGGAAAAUACAUAUAAAAGAUCCCUUGCUGCUAAUGGAAAAAUAUGGUAGGUUUCAGAAUUACCAAAUGUUUAACAUCAAAUAGUUCUAGCUGUGUGGUUAAACCCAGUCUGUUCAGGAUUUGGAACAAAAUGUCAGAGAUUUACAUGUUCAUAUUACACAUCAGUUUUAAACAGGUUUGGGUUUUUUGAAAAUUAUCUGUGAACAUGAAAAAAAUUGUCAUAACGUUCUUGGUGCAAGUGGCUUUAAACAAUGUCUUCUAAUGGGCCCCACAAAUAUAAUUUCGAAGCCUACACCCGUUUAAAAACUAUAAUUCCUCCGGUUGGAUAGCAAAUUUGUCACUGGUAAAAAAAAAAAGGAUCACUUGCUAAAUUUGACACCUGGCAACUAAAGUAUCCUCUAUGGCAAAUUCAGUCCGGUAAUUUAAAGAGCUUGAUAAUGUUUUACGUAACCAUCACCCUUUCACGCCUAUUCUCUUCUUAAUGUACUUGGGAUCGUCUGGUAUAAAAUGGUCCACAUGAAUGCACUAUUGGUGAUGACGACUGCACUGCAUACAGGCAUGGCAAUGGCAGAUGCCUAUUUUAGAUUGCCAUUGCUUGCACGACAAGUGGUCCAUGUUGGUGAAAAAUAAAGCAUCAAGUCUGCCUUCCAUUAAUGAUUUCGCACAAGUCCAUCAGUACAAUGCAUUUACACAGUGCCGUAUCCAUAUGCAAGCAUCAGUUAAAAAAAAAAAGUAAACUGAUGUGAUAUUUUUUUUCUGUGUAGUGACAUCACAAUGUGAAGCAUUUACUUUCAGGCAAUAUAAGAUUUUGCAUGAAAGAGCACAUUAUCGUUCGCGAUAUAGCCCAAUAGGAUCUUUCUCGUUCAGCUUGUGCAUCACGACUGGUAUAUCAAAGGCUGUGGUAUGCGCUAUUCUAUCUGUGGGACCUUGCUGCUAAUCGAAAAAGUCCACGACAUGGCAACAGUAGGUUGUGUGGUCCUUAACCAUGUAACUGUAAAUAAAAUGUUACGCACGUCGUUAAAUAAAACAUUUCCUUUUCCAUA